Molecule: messenger RNA, 1721 nt
Organism: Synchiropus splendidus (mandarinfish)
Lineage: Eukaryota; Metazoa; Chordata; Actinopteri; Syngnathiformes; Callionymidae
Product: glycerol-3-phosphate dehydrogenase [NAD(+)], cytoplasmic
Exons: 8
Coding region: 98-1153 (351 amino acids)
Biological process (GO): glycerol-3-phosphate catabolic process; carbohydrate metabolic process
Cellular component (GO): cytosol; glycerol-3-phosphate dehydrogenase (FAD) complex
Molecular function (GO): NAD binding; glycerol-3-phosphate dehydrogenase [NAD(P)+] activity; protein homodimerization activity
Source: RefSeq, a predicted model, not a curated record
CCACAUUCCGGCCAAUGAGAUCGGAGCACCGCCAGCAGCCUGGUUGCAUAACAAACCGCAGGUCCACUCUCGCUCAGUGUCCAUUCAUCGCUUCACGAUGGCGCCGCCACAGAAAGUCUGCAUUAUCGGCUCCGGGAACUGGGGCUCCGCCAUUGCCAAAAUCGUGGGAGCCAACGCUGCCCAGAACCCCAAAUUUGACAACACUGUGAAAAUGUGGGUGUUUGAGGAGACGGUGAAUGGACGCAAACUGACCGAAAUAAUCAACUCUGAGCAUGAGAAUGUCAAGUACCUCCCCGGGCACAAGCUGCCUGCUAAUGUGCUGGCGGUUCCAGACCUGGUGGACGCGUCGACUGAUGCAGACAUCUUAGUGUUUGUGAUUCCACACCAAUUCAUAGGGAAAGUGUGCGACACGAUGAAAGGCAAAAUAAAGACGGACGCUUUAGGGAUCUCCUUAAUAAAGGGUGUGGACGAGGGUCCCGAUGGUCUGAAGCUCAUUUCUGACGUGAUCCAGGAGAAGCUGGGCAUCAACAUGAGCGUCCUGAUGGGGGCCAACAUCGCAAAUGAGGUCGCCGAUGAAAAGUUUUGCGAGACAACCAUCGGGUGCAAGAAUAAAAACCACGGGGCUCUGCUGAAGGAACUGAUGCAGACCACCAACUUCCGAGUGACAGUUGUGGAGGAGAGUGAUGUGGUGGAGAUCUGUGGCGCCUUGAAGAACAUCGUGGCAGUCGGGGCCGGUUUCUGCGACGGUCUGGGUUUCGGCGACAACACGAAGGCGGCGGUGAUCCGGUUAGGUCUGAUGGAGAUGAUCGCCUUCGCUCGGAUCUUCUGCACCACCGGACCCGUAUCCUCUGCCACCUUCCUGGAGAGCUGCGGCGUGGCCGACCUCAUUACCACCUGCUAUGGGGGACGCAACCGCAAAGUGGCUGAAGCCUUUGUGAAGACUGGGAAGUCCAUUGAAGAUCUGGAGAAGGAGAUGCUGAACGGUCAGAAGCUGCAGGGACCAGCUACAGCCGCCGAGGUGUUCACCAUCCUUAAGCACAAGAACCUUGUGGAGAAGUUCCCUCUCUUCAACGCCGUCUACCAGAUCUGCUACCAGGGCCAUCCAGUCUCCGAGUUCAUCAGCUGCCUGCAGAACCACCCGGAGCACAUGUGAGACCUGCGGCGACCGCGUGCCUUUUGGACUUCCACCUGAAAGAACCAGCUCCAGCUGUCCGGCAACAGAUUUACAGAACUCAACUUUGAUACUCUGAAGAGUCAUUGUGUCUUUACAUAUCUGGAUUUUGUUGUAAGUGCUUUUACUUUCUGCCUUAUCCCAAGACUUGAAGGAUAACUGGGCAGUUUGCUGUGAUCAUUAUAGUUCUCCACUGCCUUUGCGUUAUUAACACUACCCAAUGUUUAAGACUUCAGCCGUGUCAGCAACUCAGGACAACGACCAAGAGCCUUCAGUGGUGGCAGUGAAGUUAACCAACCUUUGUGGUGCCGUCCAUCAUCAGGUCUUCGCCAUAGACGUGACCGUGUCUUUGUGUCAUCCGUGUCUUUUCCUGUCUAGUACUGUAUCACUUCCAAUGCAAGUGCCUUCAAUCAUGCAGUUGCCGAGUCUUAAUCCUCAUGUUUUCUUUAACCAAAGACUGAACUCCUCCGUGUCUGUCCAGUCCAGUUGUGACCCGGUUUUUAGUUAAGUCUCUGAAUAAAUUAAGCAACCAACAACCCCUGGAGUCACU